Molecule: messenger RNA, 1671 nt
Organism: Penicillium cosmopolitanum
Lineage: Eukaryota; Fungi; Ascomycota; Eurotiomycetes; Eurotiales; Aspergillaceae
Exons: 1
Coding region: 1-1671 (556 amino acids)
Biological process (GO): carbohydrate metabolic process
Cellular component (GO): beta-galactosidase complex
Molecular function (GO): beta-galactosidase activity
Source: RefSeq, a predicted model, not a curated record
AUGCCCCGAGACAGUCAACAACUUCCCCAUCUCCGCCGCCUCGACAAUGGCAACAUUCAACUUUUCGUCAAGGGUCGACCUUUCCUCAUGUUACCAGGAGAGCUACACAAUUCAUCUCUCAGCUCAGCUCGAUAUAUGGAAACAGUAUGGCCCGCGAUGAAGUCUCAAGGGGUCAAUACACUACUCGGGUCUGUGACUUGGGAGAUGAUUGAGCCCGAGGAAGGUCGAUUUGACUUUUCUGAGCUUGACCGUGUUUUGGCUGGGGCUCGAAAACACGAUAUGCACAUCGCCGUCUUAUGGUUUGGCAGCUACAAAAACGGAAUCUCAACAUAUGUUCCUGAUUGGGUCAAGCGCGAUACCAGGAGAUUUCCACGAGUCCAAGUCCUCGAGGCGGGAGGCAGGAUGCGAACUCUCGAAAUGGUGACUCCUCUAAGCAGUGAGGGGUGCGAUGCCGAUGCACGCGCAUUUGCGGCUUUGAUGCAACAUCUUGCUCAGGUCGACCGUGAAGAAAACACGGUUCUGAUGGUGCAGGUCCAAAACGAGACCGGGCUGCUGGGCGACUCACGAGACCGCUCACGGAGAGCUGAGAAAGCAUUUACAGAACCAGUCCCUGAGGAAUUGUUGACGUAUCUCAGAACAUCAGAGCUUCACUCUCAGUUUAAGAAGCGUUUUUCUCUUCCAGAUACUUCUGACCCUCAUUCAUGGGAAUCUGUCUUUGGAUCGGGGUCGGCCGCUGAUGAGGCUUUUAUGGCCUACCACAUUUCAUCUUACGUCGGACGUGUUGCCUUCGCUGGGAAAAAGAAGUACAUGAUUCCACUAUACACAAACGCGUGGUUGAACUUCGAGGACCCCUCACAAUUGGAUAUGAAAGGAGUUCCAAUUGUGGUUGGGGGUGGUGUGGAACCAGGUGUAUAUCCAUCCGGUGGUCCAUGCCCUCACCUACUCGAUGUAUGGCGGUUCAACACCCAAAGCCUAGACUUUCUCGCUCCGGACCUUUACCUCCAUGACUAUGAAACCAUAUGCCGUCAUUACACCGAACAAAGAAACCCACUCUUCAUUCCGGAACAGCGGCGUGACGAAAAGGGGGCUCGGAGAAUGUGGUUGGCUUACGCUACAUAUGGAGCUCUUGGAGCAAGUCCUUUUGGAAUUGAUACUGGAGCUGAGAUUGCGGGUCGCGAAUUUCGACUCCUUGCUCAGGCUUCUCCGUAUCUCUUGGGCGCCCCUCCGAAGGAUCGUAUGGGUUUCUUUUUCGACGAAGAACCUUCUGAAAAGCUUCCCGAAAGGUGGACACGAGUUUUCGGAGACAUUGAAGUCAUUAUUGAGAGAGCAUUUGUAUUCGGAAAGCCCGGGCCAGGAGCCGGAAUGGUCAUUCAUCUCGGUGAUGCUAAGUUCCUUGCGGUAGGGCGAGGUUUCCAGGUCAGGUUCAGGCCUGUUUCUAGGGAGGCAAUCUUUUGUGGGAUUCUCCACGCAGUGGAAAAGGAAGUCGAUGAUAAGGGGCAAUUGCAAACUUUGAGAAUACUCAACGGCGAUGAAACGAGAAGUGGAGAGUUCUUGAUCAUGCCCAACGAUGAGCCGGACUAUGGAGGAUUCCCGAUUGCAGUUACAAUUCCAGCGAAAACAUGCAUUGCUGAAGUCGAAGCAUACUAUGUGAUUGAAGAGGAUGAUGAUUGA